ACCCAGGGGUUGGGCCGCCUCCUCUUUGCCUAGACAUUCUUGACAUUGAGUAGGUAGAACCCACAGGGCAGAAUGGGAGUGGAGGAGGGGGAGGGGGCUGGAUGGGCUUGAGCUGACUCUGAUGCUUCUCGAUGCCAACAUCAGCAGGGCUCCACGUGAGGAUAUAUGACCUGGGGAGGAGGGAGCGAGGCCAAUGGGUAGCUUGGCAGGAUGCCCAGGCUUCUCCUACACAGUGAGGGGAGGGACAAGGGGUCAGAUAUUCCCCUUCCAACUCCCACCCAGCCCAGGCUGACACAGCCAAUUAUUCCCCAUUCCAGAAUCUCCCCUCACCUCAUCCAGGGGUUUUGUCUCUGCCAGUCAUGAGGGCAUCCAGUGGCCAGGGUAGGAGAAUGCUUAUAAAGGCCAAGGGAGUUGGCCCCCUUUCUCCCACUGAGAACUAUCUCCAUGCAACCGAGGGCUGUCCCCGUAGCCCAGGCCUUGCCCUUCUCUCUCAGCCAGGCCCUUCAUGAUGCUGGACUCCGAUUGCCUGUCACCAAGAUGGGCACAAGCUGGGGAGUAGUCCAUCGAUUCCUAAAGGAAGUGGCUUAUAUCCUUCUCUGCUGCUGGUGUAUUAAGGAGCUGCUAGACUAGCCCAGGUAUUCAGGACUCUCCCUGCCCACCGCCAUCCAUGACACUAUCCGAGUGCCUCCUUCAUCUGCGAGACUCCUUGUGUCCUCUGUGCUUACCUGAGGGUACCAAUAAAUGAAUGAAGUUCAAUGCCUACCGUGAGCUGUGUGGGCUUUCAGCCUCUUUCAACUCUGGGGCCAUUUGAUUUCUAGCCCCUCUGGACAAUCAGCCAAUUCCCUGCACAGGCAGGAUCUCAAUGGCGAAAAGCCGGACUAUUUAGUCUGGAUUCCAUGUCCCACCUUCCACCAUCGGAGCCGGGAUCCCGGGAGAGCCGUAGGACGCGGAGACUGUAGAAACUGUAAGGAAAGGAAGACGUGGAAGGUCGAAGGGAAUUGGAUGGAUUGGGGGUGGGGAGAGGCUGCGGAGAAUAGAAAAAUGAAGUUAGAGGCCAAGCAAAAGGAGAGAACAGGAAUGAUUCGGAUUCUUAGGGAAAUGAAGAAUCGAAAUUCCUCCUAAGGGACCAAGAUGCUACCCACCCCCAUACUCAAGCCUUGGGAAGCAGGGGGAUAGCUGGUAGCGGAGGCUGGACUCUCGGCCUGGCGCCUGGCUUCCUACAUCAAUCUAGGAGGUCACAGCAACCUUCCCUGUCCCUUAGUAGCGUGACCUUGAGCAAGUUACCUGUGACUGUUUCCUCAUCUGUAAAAUGGGGAUACUAAUGUACGUAACGCCUACCUCACAGAAUUGUUGCGAGGUCCAAGUGAGACAAUGUUUGU
This is a messenger RNA of Dromiciops gliroides (monito del monte), 1379 nucleotides long. It is a transcript of the gene LENEP, whose product is annotated as lens epithelial protein. Bases 445 to 630 code for a protein of 61 amino acids. NCBI's taxonomy places the organism in Eukaryota, Metazoa, Chordata, Mammalia, Microbiotheria, Microbiotheriidae. The record is from RefSeq and is a predicted model, not a curated record. Gene Ontology annotation, biological process: multicellular organism development. The transcript is spliced from 3 exons.